Messenger RNA from Alosa alosa (allis shad), 4188 nucleotides. It is a transcript of the gene bin1a, whose product is annotated as myc box-dependent-interacting protein 1. Gene Ontology annotation, molecular function: tau protein binding; phospholipid binding. Lineage: Eukaryota; Metazoa; Chordata; Actinopteri; Clupeiformes; Clupeidae. The record is from RefSeq and is a predicted model, not a curated record. Gene Ontology annotation, cellular component: plasma membrane; cytoplasm; synaptic vesicle.
GCUGAGGAGGAGUUGGAGAGGACCCAGAAGGUAUUUGACGAGAUCAACGUGGACCUGCAAGAAGAGCUGCCUUCCCUCUGGAACAGUCGUGUUGGGUUCUAUGUGAACACCUUCCAGAGUGUGGCUGGGCUGGAGGAGAAGUUCCACAGGGAGAUGGGCAAGCUGAACCAAAGUUUGUAUGAUAACCUGAUAAAGGUUGAAAACCAGGAGACCAGAAAAACAGGUGGCCGCGGGGCAAGGACGACGCCGGCAAGUACCAGGAGUGGGCCGGACGGGGCUAAUCACACCCUGGGUGUCGGACCUCCUCCCAUUCCCAAGUCUCCAUCUAAGCUGCGGCCAGCGGUGCCCCCGCCACCCAAGGUCACCCCAUCCAAGGAGAUGAAGACCGAGAACAUCAUCAACCUCUUUGACGAGGCAUCCACACCCAACAUCAGUGUGACCUCCCCGACACAGUUCGAUGCUCCUGGUGCAGGCAACCUGCUGGACAUGGACCUGGACUCUCUCUCUGCUAUCAGCCCAGGAGCCGCCAUCGCCACUAGCGCCGCCCCCAAGGAGGAAAACUGGGAUUCUUGGGAGCAAGACGAGUCCCAGCAGCCCGCAGCGGCGGCGGUGGUGGCAGCUGUGGACUACACUAACCCCGACUGGGGCGACGACCCCACCAAUCCCAACUGGGGCGAUGAUGACCCUACCCAGCCCAACUGGGACGAUGACAAACAGGCCCAGCAGGAGGAUCCCACCCAGUCCGACUGGGGCAAGGACGAGCCUGCCCCAGACACGGGCUACGACGAAGCAGCCUCCGCUGCCGCUGUCACGGCCAUCAGCGACGAAGGUGCCGUGGACGAAGGUGCCGCCGAUGAAGGUGGCUCCGCAGAGGCCACUGACGACGGCACCGCCGCUCAGCCUGUGCAGGAAGACGGGGAACAGCAGGCUGUGGAGACUCCAGAAGUUGCCCCUGCAGCAGAGCCUGCUGCUGCUGCUGAAGCUGCUCCACCAGUGGAGGCUACUGAAUCUGCAGAUGCUGCAGAGAUGCCUCCUGGAUUCAUCUUCAAAGUCAUGACCAUGCAUGACUAUAACGCCAACGACUCUGAUGAGCUUGAGCUGAAAGCAGGGGACGUGGUGCUGGUGAUGACCUAUGAUAACCCAGACGAGCAGGACGAUGGCUGGCUGAUGGGUGUGAGGGAGAGUGAGUGGCAGAAGACCAAAGACCUGUCCACUAAAGGCGUGUUCCCUGAGAACUUCACCCAGAGACUGUGAGCCCCAGCCUGAGGCCGCUCUGCCCACACCCAUGCCAACACUGCACGCAACGAGUGGCGACCAGGCCAGACACGCCCCAGAAAUCUGACCCAUAUGUCCUGUUGUGUCCUGCCCCUGCUCCUAUUUCAACCACCCUCAUGAUGCCCCACUGAAUUCUGGGAUUGAUUUGAUUUUACAUCCUUACCCACUGACUGUUGAAAUGCUUGAGUUACAUACCAGGGGAGUGAUUGAUCGAUCGAUUGAUUGAUUAAUUGAUUGGUUGGUUGAUUGGUUAACUGGUUUGUUAAUAGGUUAAUUGAUUGAGUUUUACAUUUACAGAAUUCACAUUGCCAUCUGUAACUAGAGUGAAGUGGAUUCCACAGUCCAUAGCCCUUCGUACAAUCCAUCACAGCUACAGCUGCUGUUGUCUGCUUGCUCAAAUAUCCACGUCUCUGUGCGUGUUUGUCUAUGUCCAGACACUGACUCAGUCUGGCAUAUUAGGAAGCGUUAAAACUGUGAUGUCAUGGGAGAUAGUUGGAUGGACCAUCCCCUGAGCCCAUGCUGGUCACAGGAAGUGAUGUGAUUGCUUUGUCAUGCUUUUCUUUUGUCAUUUCCAUGAAUUUGCAUUUGCAGAGUUGCACGGGUGUUACAGAAAUUGUGAUGUUGUUAGUGUAGACCUUCAUUCCUCUAACCUUUGGAAAACCCAUAAGAUAAUACACUUGAAACCUCUCCCAAUACCUGAUGGCUGUGCAGUGUAGAGUUGAAAGAUAAUAUAUUUAUUUAUUUAUUUAUUUUGUUCUUAUUUAUUUAUAAUCUGUUCAUACCACAGACUAGGCUACCAUUUGGAUAGGGCAGAUUCAUAAAGGCAAACAAGUGCAUAUAAUAUCUAAAUACAACACUGAAUGUGGAGUAUACUUGUGGGUGUGACUGUGACUAGUAGAAUGAAUUGGGAAACAAAUAAGCUAAUCAUCUCAAAUUCAUUUCAGCCGCAAACAAAGUCAGCAAGCUCCACUGUACAAACAAACAAGGUCAGAAAGCUCCACUGUACAAACAAACAAACAGCAAACACUAUAAAUCACGUUUCCAGAGAUGUAUUUAUGCAAUAUUGUCAAUACAAGUUCUACAUGUCGUGUGUAUUCCUAUGUGCCGAACCUCUCUGUGAGGAAUAAGCAGUUUCAAGCAAGUAUCUGAGUGUGUGUGUGUGUGUGUGUGUUUGUGUGUGUGUUUGAGAGCUGCAGAUGUGCACACCAACUGCUGGAGAGUCUGUGAGUCUGUGAUGUGUGUGUGUGAGGCGUGAAUCCGACAAGUUCAUUUCACAUGUUUCCAAAUAUUGUGAUAACUGAUAUGCAUUACAGUCAACCUAACUAUAUUCUAUUGUAUGGAUUUUAAGUUUUAAGAACAGGUUUUUUAUUUAUUAUUUUUGUACAUGGUCCAAGUAUGAAUUGUUGAUAUCAAUAUCUAUCUGUGAAAUAUGUGAGGAAGUGUGGUGGGGAGUGGUCAUUUCUAUGUGCCAUGACAGUGUGCUUUCUGACCCUAUGGUAGCGUUUGACCCAGAUAAUGUCAAUGCUUUACCUUCUCUCUGUGUGAGGCAUUGUUUUGUAACUUAUAACCUAUCAACCCCUUUACAUUAUACCCCUCUCCCCAUCCGGUGUUUAUGUUUAUCUCCCUAUGGUUGCCAUGGAAACCUGAGGCCUGAUCCAAGGCUUUUUUCCCCUCUUAAUUCCCUGCCAGUCGUUAACUUUCAUCCAUAGAAGAGAUUAAUUAUCAGACUACCAUCUUAAUACCACCUACCAGUAACAGUAAAGCUGUGAGGUAAUUGUGUGUGUGUGAGAUAAAGGGAGAGAGAGAGAGAUUGAGGUGGUGUAUGUUUCUGUAUGUGUGUGUCUGCUUGAUUUUAUAUCAACCAAUUUCAGCUUUUUAAAUCAGGUGUGUCACUGCUUCUCAGAUGUUUUUGAUCUCAAAAGGAGACGCGGUGAGACUCAGUGCAACUUUAAAGCUGCUGUAGCACACCCAUGUGUAGAGUACCUGGGCUAGCUGACGGUUAGCUUUACAUUCAUGUGUAGAGUACCUGGGCUAGCUGAUGGUUAGCUUUACAUUCACGUGUAGAGUACCUGGGCUAGCUGAUGGUUAGCUUUACAUUCAUGUGUAGAGUACCUUGGCUAGCCAAUAGCUAGCAUUCAAAUAGCUAUCACAAUGCUAGAUUAUUACUUAAUAUGUGAUGUCUUAGCGAUACUCCUGGGCUAUGCAAUGAACGACUGAAAUUGCAACCCUGUCUGGCUGUAUUAACCAAUCAGGAUGCUUCUGAAAAGACAGACAUCCCAGCCAUCCAAUGAUUUGAUGUGUUAAAUGGAAGGGGUGGAUUCCGGGUUGAGAAUUAAGGGUAGGAAGUUACUAAAAAUACAAACUUUGCCUAUACAACAGCUCUAAGCAGUGUUGACAAAGCAAAAUAACAAUAAAAACAACUGCUUACUUUGUGUUUAUUUGGUAAAAUAAAUCUUAUUGUGUCUGUACCAGCAGAUGUCAUUGCUUUUGGACAGACCAUAUCGACAUCUCUUACAAAUAUACACUAAUUACUAUGGGAAAAAAAACUAUUUAUUUUUCUUUGCUGGUGUUUUCGUGUUGGUACAUAUAAGUACUGUGGAAUUUGUGUCAUUUGUUAGGCUAUGUGUAAAUAGCAUAAAGCAGAUAAGUAUAACAUAUACCUGUGUACAUAUCUAUAGAAGUAUGAACGUGUCAGGUGCAUGCAUAGCCUCACAUUAAAGGUGUGUAUGUGUGUGAAUUUGUCCUCUCUGUAAUCUUUAUUUGUAUUUUUUAAUUUGUAUGUUUUGGGAACAUGGACGGGGACUGUCCUGUCCUGUAUUUGAAGCCAUGGGUGUUCCUCUCCACCUCUGUCAUCCUGUAAACACUGCGGUCCUAACAGUGCUAAUAAACAUUGGGGUCAACCCCACAAACAGA